GUGCACAGCAGCCGCGUUAAAAGAGCCUCUGAGUGGACAGUCAGCCUGAGAGGAGAGACCCGGGGUGGAAGACAGUGAAGCCGUCCUCCUCGGUACAUCAGCCACUGUACCACAAUGUCCAAACCGAAGUUUCAGACGGAGUGGGAGGAAAUUGACGAGGAAUAUCAACAAUUACAGGAAACUCACAAAAUAUACAGACAAAAACUUGAGGAGCUCACCAAUCUUCAGGCAACAUGCAGCAGCGCCAUCAGCAAACAGAGAAAAUGUCUUAAAGACUUAAGGCUCAGCUUGACCAAGUGUUCACAAACAUGCGACGAGAAAGAAUUGAAACUAAUAACGGACAUCAAAUCACAAAUCAAAGAAAAAGAAAACGUGUUCUUUGAUAUGGAAGCAUAUUUGCCAAAGAAAAACGGGCUGUACCUGAGUUUGGUUCUGGGAAAUGUGAACGUAACGCUUCUCAGCAACCAGGCAAAAUUUGCCUAUAAAGAUGAGUAUGAGAAGUUCAAGCUUUAUAUGACAAUAAUCCUGAUGUUUGGAGCAAUAACCUGCCUCUUCUUUCUCAACUGUCGAGUCACUGAUGAAAUCUUCAACUUUUUGCUGGUGUGGUACUACUGCACUUUGACCAUAAGGGAAAGCAUCCUCAUGAGUAAUGGCUCCAGGAUCAAAGGUUGGUGGGUCUCUCACCAUUAUGUAUCGACCUUCCUGUCAGGUGUGAUGCUCACCUGGCCGGAGGGGCCCAUGUAUCAGAUGUUCAGAAGUCAGUUUCUUGCUUUCUCCAUCUAUCAGAGCUUUGUUCAGUUCCUCCAGUAUUAUUACCAGAGCGGCUGCUUAUACAGGCUGCGAGCUCUGGGAGAGAGGAAUCAGCUGGACCUCACAGUGGAGGGAUUUCAGUCCUGGAUGUGGAGAGGCCUCACUUUUCUUUUGCCAUUCCUCUUUUUUGGCCACUUUUGGCAGCUGUACAACUCAGUGACCCUGUUUCGCUUGGGAAGGCAUGAGGACUGUAAGGAGUGGCAGGUAUUUAUGCUGGCACUGACAUUUCUCGUCCUGUUCCUUGGAAAUUUUCUCACCACCUUAAAAGUCGUCCACCAAAAAGUUCAGAAAAACCAGGAGAAGGUGCAGAAAAAUGACUGACACGGUAACACCUCAGAUUCUUACGAGCGGCCAGUAAUUUUGAAGCAACACGCACAAUCGCUUGUUAGACUGACCACAGUGCGGUCAGGCCGGGAGCAGACGGAUCUGAAACCACCGUUUCUCUCAGGCUUUGAUGGCAGCAGCAGCGUCUAGCCAAAGUAUCUGGCCAACAGGCUUCUGCUUUCCAGUGACUCGUCGUCGAUGUUGCUGCACAGUCGGUCACAACACAAAGCGGUGUUCACCUGAUAGAUGAGCAGUUUGUCGCUUUAUCCUGUACAUAAAAAGUGAGUGGGAAGAAUGUGUUUUUAUUUGGGUGUUUGUGUCAGCGCAUGAAUCCGUCAGAGAGCCUUUUGUUCAAAUCAUAUGCAACUAAAAGAGGGCAGGUAGCAUCGGUCGACAGAACAGAAUAUAGUUUGCCUUUGAAGACCAAACGUCUGUCUCGUACUUCAUACUUCUGUGAAGUAGCUCCAGUCGAACUCUCUCUGGCUUGAACAAAAUUGGACAACUUCAGCGCUUCAGUUCUUGAAUUAUAAAACCUUUUAUGUGUAGUUCCAAACUCCCUGUUUUGCUAUUUCACUGCUAACCAGUAUUUUUUACUUUUAAUGACAAAUGUAGGUCAAAAACUUGACACAAAAACCUGAUACUUGACUGCCCUUCAGUUUCAGAAAAACCCUCUGGUGUCUUUUUUUCGGAGUCAAUGGCGGCUCUGCUUUUUGUUUCUCCAAACCGUAAGGACUACAAGGGAAUGCGACCCUGUUUUUCCCUAUUGGCAGUGAUUACAAAAGCCAUAACUGUUUUUUUUUAACGAUCUAACGCCUAAACUUGUUUAUCUGGCUAAGUCACAUGAACACAGACAUAAAAACUUGUACUGUCUCUACAGGAACGGUUGUUCCCGGUGAGGAUUUACGGAGGUUUUCAUGUGAAGUCCCUCGCAGUCACAUGUUUAUGUUCUCAUUUACAUGCAACCACAUUUACUUACAUCGGUGUAUCCUGUUUUACUAAUGGUCUAAAUCUUGCUUUAGCAGUAUUAAAGAGAGUUCAAAUUCAGUUUAACACUUGAAGUCCGCGCACAGAGAUUUAUUAUCACUGUACUGAAACAGAUAACAUGCUGGUAGUUUCAUUUUGUUAUGUGAUGUUAUAAAUAUAUAUAAUGGUCAAAUGCUGCUAUUAGUAACAGUACUGUAUGACUAAGACACAUAAUGAUGAUUAAAAAUUAGCUGGAUUAUUGUUUUUCUAAUUCCGAUUAACUAAAUCAAAUUAGUAUUCAUUUAUAGUCAGAUCUCGAGCUUUUGCCCUUGUUCACUGUAAUCAGGGAUGGGAAUCACAUCUUACUGAUAACAAUACUGAUAACUGAUAACAGCACCCAAUAAUGUAAUCAUUUCCCGAAAAUGUAAUAACACCUGGAAAUGUAAUGAGAUUUGUAUUUUACGUGGUUGAAAAUGUAAUAAAACCCCAAUAAUGUAAUAACUUGACCAAUUAUGUAAUAAAAUGUCCUGACUCAUAUCGUUAUAACAUUUUUAACUGACAGUGUCGUAUCUUAUUACAUUAUUGGGAAUUUAUAACAUUUCAGCCGAGGCAAAGAAAACAUUUCCAUGUCCAUUUCAAUUUUCAAUGAAUAUGUAUUGCGGCUUGUGUAACGUUGGCCAUCUUCUGCAGCUUUUGUCAUUUUCUGAUUUAAGAUCCACUUUGGUCUAAUGGACAAACCUUUCCACAGCGACUAAUCAGCACGGGUAUGGGUGGGUUCAGAUACCACUGAAAGGGAUUUUGAUUUAAUGCAUCUUUGACUGAUAAAAAUGCACUACCUGCAAUCUAAAUGUAAUUUUUUUUCCAAGUUAAUAUUUUAUUGGGUUUUCAUGUUCAGGAUGGUGUCCUUUAAAUUUCAAAUUUUACGCAAAGCUAGAGUUUAUGUUUUCCAAAUAAAUCAUUGCUAACAUAACACUAACUGUAUUAGCAAUGUUGUAUAUUUGCAUACUUAACAAGAUGACAAAAACAUACUUUUUUGUGUUAUUGCAAUAUUUGUUACAUUAGUGGUACAAAUAUUAUUAAAAAAUCAGUGAGGACAUUUUAUUACAUUAUUGUUUAAGAUAGUACAUAAUUGGGUUUUAUUACAUUUGUCAUCAGAUUAAGUGCAAAUGUUAUCACAUUUUUGGGCUUUAUUACAUUUUCAGUAAAUCAUUACAUUGUAGGGUGCCGCACCAAUGCCAUUGUAGACUGUACUUGUCGGUACGAUUCUUUAUCGAUCAGUUUUCUGUGUGGACAAAAAUGUUUCAGCAUGUUGCUGGUGAUUCCAACCUUAUUUGAAAUUAUAAUUUUAGAAUUCAUCUCGCAUUGACACUGCUGACAUCUCUCCUUGUGAAAAGAGGCUUGAUGCAGGUUUUUGUCAGCAUGGAGGCUUGAGUUUGACAUCACUUUUUUUGCAGUCGGUGCGUUUACAUGGACAUGAAUUAACCCGUUGGGUUGGGUCUUUGGAGUAUUCCUUUUAUGUGUUUAAGUAUGUAAACAGCAUACUCCAUUUAUGAGAAACCUAAACAUGCUUGCCGGAGAACUCUGAAAGAAACUGGGGUGCAUACGUGCAAUGUGAAUAACCUCAUUUCUUUGUGGUCAUGUAAAUGCAACAUCCAGAAUAUGAUCAUAACUUGUAAACGGGUUAUUCAUAUCCGUGUAAUUGCAAUAAUAAGUGUAGAAGCUUCUGAUUCAAAUUUCAAACUGGUUUUCGAUUCCCAUCCCUAACUUUAGUGUCAUAUACAUCCUGUUUCAUGCUUUGAAAGUAGGGCCUUUUUAUUUUUUCAAGAAAAGUUCACAUGGGUUCAGACAAACAGCUGUAGUAGUUGUGUCCGGUCUCUAAUGCCUUAUUCUCCCUCCAGCCUGUCACAGCAAAAAAAGUCCUUUUAUUUUGAAAUAUCCAAAGAUGGUAGCGUUUUUUAUGUCAUGUCCCAGAAAGCAAUCGUGCCGAAAGAGAAUCACAAUAUCUAUGUAUCACUUUUAUUGAGGGAAGACCGAAGCAUGUCGGGUUACAGACCAAAAUGUUACACUUGAGAGCUGCCAGAAUGCACAAAACAACUUGAUUUCCUCAUUUUUACGAUGUAGCUGAUGUUAAACAAUGUUUUCAUUGUUCAUUUGGUGACUGUAACUGGUGCCUGAGAAUGAUCAGUAACGAGACAGUUGACAGUUUCUCAAUCUGUGUACAUUGUUGUAAAAAAAUAUAUAUUAAUAAUUAAACACCUCAUUAAAAAUGAAUGCUAUUUCUGCAUUUAUUGUGCAAUUGGGCAGAAAAUAGAUUUAUUUAUUCCAGUGUUCCUUCAGUUUACUGUGUGACUAAAGUGGAAAUCCCUAAAUUGUGCAGCCACUGCAAACAUUCACUUUUUCCAACACUAGUGGGUGCUGUUAGUAAAGACAAGAGCCCCCUGCUUGAAGUUGACAAUGCCCCAAAACAAAUUCUAGGUCAGUGUUUUGUUUUACUGGAAAUGAAGAACCCUGUUACUCAAGACUUUUAAAGCUACAGUACCAUGAUAUAUUGAAUUUCACCAACUAUUAUGUUUGGGGAAUAUGUUUUCUACCAGCAGCUUUCACAGCAGAUUCAGACAUUUAAACUGGCAGCACUAAAACCUUUUGGAAAGUCUGGGUUUACAAAAAAAUAACAGUUUAAAUUCCUACAAUAGAUAUACAUUCAACAAAACACAGAUUUAGAUAUGACACAUAGUCUUCUAUCAGUAAAAAAUUACUAAAAAAAUAUUGUACAAAAGUUAAAACACAUUGACAGAAGGCACUUUAAACUGCACACAACUGUGCUGCUUCUUGCAAAAUCGUCCUUCCUGUUACGUCAUUAGACAUUUCUUGUGACAGUAAAGGCCUGUUCAGUAACUGGGACUGAUGAGUCCUCUCUCAGUGGUCAUACAGCUGUCUCCACAUUUGUCCAGGACACCAACCAUCUUUGCUCU
Plectropomus leopardus (leopard coralgrouper) is the source of this 5069-nucleotide messenger RNA. RefSeq names its product transmembrane protein 120B (gene tmem120b). Gene Ontology annotation, cellular component: membrane. The record is from RefSeq and is a predicted model, not a curated record. NCBI's taxonomy places the organism in Eukaryota, Metazoa, Chordata, Actinopteri, Perciformes, Serranidae. Gene Ontology annotation, biological process: fat cell differentiation.